Anopheles bellator is the source of this 2301-nucleotide messenger RNA. It is a transcript of the gene Pkc98E, whose product is annotated as protein kinase C. Gene Ontology annotation, molecular function: diacylglycerol-dependent serine/threonine kinase activity; ATP binding. The transcript is spliced from 10 exons. The record is from RefSeq and is a predicted model, not a curated record. Gene Ontology annotation, biological process: protein phosphorylation. NCBI's taxonomy places the organism in Eukaryota, Metazoa, Arthropoda, Insecta, Diptera, Culicidae.
AUGUUUACGGGUACUUUGCGUCUGAAAGUCUGCGAAGCGACCGGGUUGCGGCCGACGGACUUUCAGACGCGCCACACGAUGACAUUCGGCCGGCUCGGCGAUCAGCUCAUCGAUCCGUACGUGUCCAUAGACGUCGACGAGAAGUUUAUAGAGCGCUCCACCACAAAACCGCGCACCUUCGAUCCGGCGUGGAACGAGAGCUUCAUACACGAGGUGGAGAACGCGAACGUCCUCGGGAUGACGAUCUUCCACGAGGGUCCCAUCACGGACGUGUUCGUGGCCAACACGACAAUACCGUUCGAGGAUCUGGUCACACGGAACGAGUCGGAGCAGCAGGACUUUUGGGUGGAUCUUGAACCGCAGGGCCGACUACACGUGAAAAUCGAUCUUCGGUGGACGCAGGACGCCAACAAUGUAGCCUCGCAGAACUCGUGCCGCCGGGCGGUCGUCAAGGAUCAGCCAUUUUUAAAUCGCCGCCGCGGUGCAAUGAGAAGACGUGUUCAUCAGGUCAAUGGUCACAAGUUUAUGGCCACAUUCCUGCGUCAACCGACGUUCUGCUCCCACUGUCGUGAAUUCAUAUGGGGAUUAGGCAAACAGGGCUAUCAGUGUCAAGUGUGCACAUGCGUCGUCCACAAGCGGUGCCAUAGUUCGGUGGUGACAAAGUGUCCCAAGAAAAAGGAUGAGCAAACCAAACCGACACCAACGGAGGCAGCCCAACGGUUCAAUGUAAAUAUGCCACAUAGGUUUUCAGUGCACUCGUUCAAGCGGCUGACGUUCUGUGAUCACUGCGGGUCGCUGCUGUACGGCAUCAUUAGACAGGGGCUGAAGUGCGAGGUGUGCAGCAUGAAUAUCCACCGGCGCUGCGAGGGCAACGUGGCCAACAACUGUGGCAUUAACACCAAGCAGCUGGCCGAGCUGCUGAACGAGAUGGGCAUCACCAUGGACAAAACACCACCCCGUAGAUCUAAGGUAAGCGUGAGUGGCUCCCGGACCAGAAUCCCAGCAUCCUCAUGUAUCAUUGCCGCUUUACUGUAGUACUCCAACCAAGCGCCUGGUGAUAGCCUCUCGAUGUCGGAACGCUCGGACGAUACGUGCUCGCUCGAUACGCUCUCCACCAAGAGCAGCGUGGAUAGUGAGCUCGGUGGAGGGGCGGCCUCCCUGCAGCACUACGGCGGUCGCGGCGGUGCCGGUGGUCAAACCUCAAAGUCUGGGGGGCCGGCGAUGGGCCUGCUGGUCAACCUGGGCGCCGACGACGACGGCAAUGCGCGCCCGAUGGCGGGCAAGGUGUUCCUGACGGACUUCAACUUCAUCAAGGUGCUGGGCAAGGGCUCGUUCGGCAAGGUGAUGCUGGCGGAAAAGAAGGGCACGGACGAGGUGUACGCGAUCAAGGUGCUGAAGAAGGACGUGAUCCUGCAGGACGACGACGUGGACUGUACGAUGACGGAGAAACGCAUCCUGGCGCUGGCCGCCAAGCAUCCGUUCCUGACGGCGCUACACUCGUGCUUCCAGACGCCCGACCGACUGUUCUUCGUGAUGGAGUACGUGAACGGUGGCGAUCUGAUGUUCCAGAUACAGCGGGCCCGCAAAUUCGACGAACCACGGGCCGCCUUCUACGCCGCCGAAGUCACACUCGCGCUGCAGUUCCUGCACCGGAACGGUGUCAUCUAUCGCGAUCUCAAGCUGGACAACAUACUGCUCGAUGCCGAGGGCCACUGUAAGCUGGCCGAUUUCGGCAUGUGCAAGGAGGGCAUUACCGGCGACAACCUCACGUCGACCUUCUGCGGCACACCGGACUACAUUGCCCCCGAGAUCCUGCAGGAACUGGACUACGGACCGUCAGUGGACUGGUGGGCGCUCGGGGUGCUAAUGUACGAAAUGAUGGCCGGCCAGCCACCGUUCGAGGCGGACAACGAGGACGAUCUCUUCGAGGCGAUCCUUCGCGACGACGUCCUAUACCCGGUGUGGUUGUCCCGCGAAGCGGUAUCCAUUCUGAAAGGAUUCAUGACCAAAAACGCAGCGAAGCGGUUAGGCUGCACCGAUGGCGAAAAUCAAAUCCGAAGUCAUCCAUUCUUCAAAGACAUGGACUGGGAGGCGCUGGAGCAGCGCAAAGUUCGACCACCAUUCCGGCCACGAGUGCGGAGCGCUCGCGAUGCUCUCAACUUUGACACGGAGUUCACGAAGGAAGACCCCGUGCUGACGCCGGUCCCGAACGAUAUCAUACGCUGCAUCAAUCAGGACGAGUUUGCCGGCUUUUCCUUCACUAAUCCCGAGUUCGGUCCGGAGCGGAAGAUAGUUUGCUAA